Messenger RNA from Symbiodinium sp. CCMP2592, 1305 nucleotides. Lineage: Eukaryota; Dinophyceae; Suessiales; Symbiodiniaceae. The record is from the annotation of a GenBank genome assembly.
AUGUUGGAGCUCAUGGCCAAUGGGUGGGGAUGCGGCGCUUAUGCGGGCACUCUUGAGCUGAUGGCAAGCUCAUGGGAGACCUGUGGAAACGUGGAGGACUCCUUUCGCCUUGCCCUCUUCGAGACCGGCUUGCAGGGUUUCUUCGAUACUGUUCGCGAUCUGGUCCAAACUUUCGAGGGCGCUGAUGAUAUCCAGACGCCAUGGCUCGAUGCUGAACUCCAUCUUGGCUUUGCUACAAAACACCGGGAAGUCAGCGGCUGGUUAGAAGACAAAUACUACGAAUGUGACAUGAAGUUCGAGCAUGAUACCAUUGUGGGUGCCCUGAACACCAAAGUCCGACAGCGAAUUCAGCAGUGGCUGGUGAACACGGCCGUCCAGUGGCUGGAGGAUCGAACCCGCGAAGCCCCAGCGGAAGUGAAGCACUCGGUCUUCAACUCCGUCGGGAGCCUGCUCAUCGAGUCAGUGGCGGACUUCUCAAAUGCAGAAGUCAUCCUCCGGCAGGGCCUCGAGGUGCAUUCGAAGCAGAGCCUGGAUGGAGCCCUGGCACUCCGACUGCUGGGUCGGUUGGUUGUACGACGGCAAGAUUGGGAAGGAGCGAGGAGCUACUACAUGGAGGCAAAGGCAGUGCUGGACAGUUUGGGCAGUGCCAGAACGGUCCAGUACGCCCAGCUUCUGGUGGAUCUGUUCACAACUACUGGGCAGGAAGAGUUCCUCUUUUCUGCCAAGGAGCUAUUCGACAGCCUCGAGGCCACCAGCCAUGAGGACUAUCCCCGCGUCCUGAAGCACUUGGGCUCUCUGAAGCUUGCGGGUGGCGACGCUGUCGGGGCCAUGGAGUACUACGAGCUGGCCGCCGAUUCUUACCAAGAGCUGAAGAUGGAACGGAGCCCGGGCUUCGCCGACCUCCUCACCAACCUCGGGAAAGCAGAAAUGGAAUGCGCGAGCCGAGACAAAGCCCGUGAGGCCUAUGAGGCGUCGAAGCACAUCUACGGGGUCAUCGGCGUCACUGAAAGCCCUGGAUAUGCAGACCUCUUGGUCAACUUGGGCAUGUUGCACAAGGAAGAAGAUCGCGUCUCAGAGGCGCUGGCAGAGUUCAAAGCGGCUGCUGCGAUCUACGCAACCAGCAGCCCCGGUGGAGCCGCUCUUGCGGAGCUUUGGGCGCAAAUCGGCAGUUGCCACGAGAAGCGCGGUGCCUUCGAAGUUGCUUCGGAGGCUUACGAAACUGCGAGGGUCUUGCUUCUCGGCUCUGUUGUCGGCCAGCGGGGGUCUUUCCCCAAAGGGUCCUGUGUACGAUAUAGUAGAAUUUAG